Hippocampus zosterae (dwarf seahorse) is the source of this 1497-nucleotide messenger RNA. RefSeq names its product scavenger receptor cysteine-rich domain-containing group B protein (gene ssc4d). The record is from RefSeq and is a predicted model, not a curated record. Gene Ontology annotation, cellular component: membrane. NCBI's taxonomy places the organism in Eukaryota, Metazoa, Chordata, Actinopteri, Syngnathiformes, Syngnathidae.
AUGGUCAUUCAAGCAGCCAUGCGAGUGCAACGUGUUGUGAAGAGCGUCUGCAAGUGCUGGAACCCGACUAUCUGUCUCCUGGUGACCUUGCUUGGAUCUCUUGUUUUAGUGGCUCUCAGUGUGCUGUUGCGAUUAGGGGAUGUCAAAAUAACUAGACGUGCUGCACCCACCAGUGACCUGCAAUAUCCAGUGAGGAAGUAUUACCAAGUGCGACUGGCAAAUGGGCUCAACAGAUGUGAAGGCCGCGUGGAAGUGUACUACAAUGAUUACUGGGGCACAGUUUGCGAUGACGACUGGGACAUUUUGGAUGCCCAAGUCGUGUGUCAGCAGCUGGACUGCGGAGUGGCUGUGGCCAUGGACAGCAACUCAAAGUACGGGCAAACCUUGAUACCCAUUGUGCUGGAUAACGUGGACUGCGAGGGGAGUGAAACAAACCUUGGUCACUGCGACAGCCUGGGCUGGGGCGUCCACAACUGUUACCACCAUGAGGAUGUGGCGAUCAAAUGUCGAGAACCACUGGUGGUAGGAGCAAAAGCUUCGGGGGAUAUUACAACACCACCUCCACAGAAUGCAAUCUUAGAUGGCAGCGUACGUCUAGUGGAUGGAAGGGACAUCUGCCAGGGCCGCGUGGAAAUCUACUAUCAAGGACGCUGGGGGACGGUGUGCGAUGACGACUGGGAUGCAAGGGAGGCCGAGGUCGUUUGCCGGCAGUUAGGUUGUGGCCAGGUCGUUUCCGCUCACACCAACUCCUACUUUGGUUACGGCACCGGCCAUAUUCUUCUGGACAACGUGAACUGUAUGGGCAGUGAGGAGCAACUGGCUCAAUGUACAAACCUUGGUUGGAGCAACCACAACUGUGGCCAUCAUGAAGAUGCUGGGAUCACCUGCUCUGGUACAGAACCCACCCCAACUUUGCCUUCCGUUUACCCUCCCGCUGGAAGCCAAGGGUCGACCCGAUCCACACAGGAAAUGGCAGUAACAAAUGUUGAUGUCACAGCUACAGACUUGAAAACUAUUUCCACCACUGCUCAGACAAAAGCACAAAUGGCUAUUCGUGUGGUGGAUGGAGAAGACAGCUGCCAGGGUCGUGUAGAAGUGCAGUACGAUGAUGUAUGGGGCACAGUGUGUGACGACGGCUGGGACAUGGCCAAUGCCAUAGUGGUGUGUCGGCAGCUUGGCUGUGGCAUGGCUCUUGAAGUGAAAUUGCAGGCCUAUUAUGGCUAUGGUACAGGUCCCAUCCUGCUGGACAAUGUACAUUGUACUGGUGAAGAAACACAUCUCUCCAUGUGCGCCCAUUCCGGCUUGGGUCAACACAACUGUGGCCAUCAUGAGGAUGCUGGAGUUACCUGUACACCGGUUACACCCUUCACAGAUUUUACCCGGGACUUUAGAGCAACAGAUGAGAUAGCCUCUGGGAAUCCCACCACCCCCAUGCCAUCUACUGAAGGCAAGUCUACACAUCAAUACAGUAUCAUGCAAAUUUGCUUAGCUAUUUGA